Messenger RNA from Toxotes jaculatrix (banded archerfish), 2192 nucleotides. RefSeq names its product GRB2 associated binding protein 3 (gene gab3). The record is from RefSeq and is a predicted model, not a curated record. The transcript is spliced from 10 exons. The coding region runs from base 85 to 1788 and encodes 567 amino acids. NCBI's taxonomy places the organism in Eukaryota, Metazoa, Chordata, Actinopteri, Toxotidae.
CACACUGUUCUCAGUUUCGCAGCAGCAGCAGCAACAGCAGCAGCAGCGGCAGCAGCCGUGAGGACGACACGCUCUGCAGUCAAGAUGAGUGCUGGGGAUGUGGUCUGCACCGGCUGGCUCAUUAAAUCCCCCCCGGAGAAGAAACUAAAGAGAUUUGCGUGGAGGAAACGAUGGUUUGUGCUCCGCAGAGGUCGCAUGAGCGGUAAUCCUGAUGUGCUGGAGUACUAUCAGAGCAAGAACUCCAAAAAGCCAAUCCGCACCAUUGACCUCAAAGAGUGCGAGGUCGAAAUGUUGAACGGGCAACUAAGGAUAAAGCGAGACUUCCAUGGAAAGCACCUCUUUGUGGUGAAGACCUCAUCCCGUAUUUUUUACCUGGUGGCCAAAACGGAGGAGGAGAUGAACAGCUGGAUCAGUAGCAUCAGUCAGAUUUGCCAGUUUGGGAGCAUAGAGGAUGCAGAAAGCUCAGAAGAAGGCUCUCCUCACACACCCACCUCCCUUCAGCUGUCACCUGACAUCUCUGACCGAGCAUCUGUAUCAAGCCAACUAGAUUCCUCUCAUCCCCUGGACUACCUCUUUCUGUCACAGUGUGAGACGGGGAGUGUAAGCACUAGUAGACAUGACAGCUUUUCAAACUCUGAGAUCUCUCUGGAGCAGAAGUCAGCAGACGAUGCUGUCAAGGACAUUGUCCCCUCACCUCUUUGUGCCAGUUCCUCUCCAUCCAUCUCUCAUGCCAGCCCCAGCCCAUCUCUUUUUCCCCAUGGAAGGUUGGCCAACCCCUCUUUCAGCGCUCCAUGCUCCUCCAUGGCUUUACCGUCGUCUUCGUCCUCUCCACUACGCCACUGUGCCACGAGUGUCUUCCAGUUUGACAAACCUUAUUCUCCUGCAUCGUUUGAGUCAACGGGUGACAGACAAACACCUCCUCCACUGCCACCUAAGCCUAAUCACCUGUCAGAUCAGCUAAGUGAUGAAGGGGCUCACAAGCCGAGGGCGAUGAGCCUGCGGCAUUUUUCAAACCACCCUGCAUUAUUCAACCGGAGGACCUCUCUGUCUAGCCUGGACCAUUUCAGAAUGGGAGAUGCUGAUAGCAGGUUUAUGAGGAGCAGAAGGCAGAGUCUGAAUUUGCAGCCUUGUUUAAAUACCACACAAGUUCAAAGUUACCAGGAUGAGUCAUAUGUCCCCAUGGCCUCCCCUUCUCCCCCUGUUACCGCUGUUGAAUGUGAUGGUUAUAUCCCCAUGAGCCCCAGGACGUUCAGUUUCCUCAACACGAACUGCAAUGUUGAAUCCCCCACGUCUCUCAGCACACUAAUGUGCCAAUCUGGAGAUCUCACGCCACCUCCAAUCCACCGGCACCUCAAGCCUCGCUUGAAGAAAGCUCGACCCCCACCUCUUGACUUGAGAGGCCUUUCUACAAUCACAGAAUGUGCCACUCAUCUUCCUUUGAGUAGAGCAAUGACAGAAUCAUGCUUUUCAGCGAACACUUUGCUUCUUGAAAGAAAACUUGAGAAUGGGGACAGUCCAAGAGAUAUAGACGCAAAUUGCACUGCAAUGGAGUCAAGGCAGCAGUUCUAUCUCACCUCUGAUGGAGCAGUUCAACCCUGGGCGAGAAAAUCAAACCUUGACUAUUUAUCCCUGGAUUUCAAUUCCGCAUCCCCGUCUCCUGUGCUGAAGCAGAAGCCAUUUCUCUCUGAUGAGCACAGAGUGGAUUACGUACAGGUGGAUGAGAAGAAGACUCAGGCACUGCAGAACACCAAAAUGGAGUGGACAGAUGUCCGGCAGUCAAAGACAUAAAUGGAAAAUACAUAAUGGAAAGAAAAUCUGGCACACUUGGGUUUCAAGAAAAUCAGCGAUAACACCAGCAAACAGGACAUCCAUGAAGAGGACCAAAAACAAUUUAAAAGCACUUUGAAAAACAGUAUUGACAUAAAAGUACAAGAGUAAAUACUACACAGUUAGGGGCUUGUGUGCGUAGAGGAAACAAAAUUGCACUGUAAAAACUAAGUUAAUUCUCAGUAGAUCUGUACUGUAAAUACUGCCUGAUCAUGCACUGUUCACAGUAAAUUUUACUGUAGCUUAAGGUUUUAACAAAUUUUGAAAAGGGCAUCACAUUGCUCCACUGUAAACCAAUUCUUGUUGUAAAUGUGUGUAUAAUAAUUAUAACUGUAAAGAUGAAAAAUAUUUUAAUGAUAAAUUUU